Messenger RNA from Aplosporella prunicola CBS 121167, 2375 nucleotides. RefSeq lists its product as uncharacterized. Lineage: Eukaryota; Fungi; Ascomycota; Dothideomycetes; Botryosphaeriales; Aplosporellaceae. The record is from RefSeq and is a predicted model, not a curated record. Bases 143 to 2311 code for a protein of 722 amino acids. The transcript is spliced from 5 exons.
AUAUCGGCCCCCAUCUGCAGCUUAUGAGCUGACUGGUGGACCUAUCCCUAUGCUCACCGAGCUGGCGUCAGACUGACUACUUGAAGCUUCAUUUCGCAGUGAUUGAUGCAGCAUUCGCAAGCAAAUUUUCCUCCUGCUUACUAUGCCUCUAACAACCGGAGAGGCUGCGCCGCACCCAUACGAUGGAAGCACUCGAUCGCGGUCUGACUCCGAAUUAGAACCUCCGCAAACGACAAACCAUUCUCGUUCACUAUUUUCGAAUGAUGGACGACCGCCCAGUCCAGCAGAGCACGUGUCUCCCAGUGGUGCCCCACUCAUUCACAAAAAUCCCAUGACCAAAAGCGAGAUUGAAACCACCGGUACAUGUCUCAAGUCUUCGUUAUGGAAUCUCCAUCUGCUGGCUCCGAUCAUGAUGAUGGUCACGUUUCUCCUUGGGAUCGCAUUCUCUCUCGGCCAUCACUUUUAUUAUACAUGGCUGGAUGGCCAGAUUGUUCUGAGCACUAAUAGGCAACAAUGGGCGCUUCGAUUCGGAAACGUCUUUGCUUUCCUCGCAAAGGUUUGCUUCUGCAGUGCGGCACAGAUUGCAUUCACCCAAUGGUUAUGGAGAACCGUACGACGGGAAUACAUUAGCAUCCGAGGCAUUGACGCUGCCUUUUCGUUGAAUGAGACACUGCUCUCAUUUUUAAACCUCGAAAUGCUUCUAAAAAUAAGAGUUGGGGCGUUGCUUGCAGUUGUUAUAUGGUGUAUACCACUGAUUGCACUUGUAACUCCUGCCACAUUGUCUGUAAAAGCCGGCUCUCACCAAAGCAUUUCCCUCGCAAACGUUCGAGUCCCUUUAAUGCCACAGAACAUUCUUUUGAAUCCAUUGUCUGCCACUUUACAGGAUGACUCAAAAACAGCAUUGUCAAAAUGGGUAUCUUUGGACAUUUCUUUGAUGGGAAUUGUCUUGGUUGCGCUGAAUGAUAAUUCACCUCAACUCGCGGAAUUAAUUCAAUCAACGGCUACAACCGGACAAGUCUUCAACAUUCCAUCACCAUUCAAAGAAGGAAACUCAAGCUACUCCGUGGAAUUUAUCGCCCCAAAGGUUGAAUGUGAGGAGUCUUCCCCGGAGGUUGCACGCAACACGACAAUUUCCGCCGUUAUCUCAAUGAACCAUACGAUAGGCGGCUCUAAGCAAGAAAACCCUUAUCCUUUUAACAUCUCCGGGAUCGAUUUCGAGCAGCUCAUCAAUUACCGUGGCUACCAAUACUAUCCUCUGAAAAUGCUGUACAAUUCGGAAAGUAUAAAAUACUUCGCCCUAAUUCCGUUCGAAAGCGCUGCAGACCCUGUACAGGAGACGGUAUCGAGCUUGGACGAAACCACAUAUAAAACAGAGAAGAAUGAGCUUAGGGUCAUUAUUGAAGACCACGACCCGGUCACGAAUGAUGUCAGGCCAUCGUCUAUCACUUGCCAGCUAUGGAAUGCCACUUGGAAGGUCAACGUUACCACCAGAGACAAUAUUCAAACCGUCAAGCCGACAGAGAUCAAAUUACUCAACACCGUUCUCAAUACGCUUACUUCAUGGACUCUUAAUCCUAACGACAAAUCUUGGGUUGAGGAAAGAAGGAAGUCACCCACCAACUUAACCCAAGCCCUCUACACGUCAUUCUUCACCGGAAUAACGAAACCUCUACUGGGACAUAUAGUGGCUGUUACAGAGUACAACACCAAUGAUACGCAGCGGACAACAACAAUCGGAGAAACUGUCCUUACAGGAUCUGAUGAAUACGUUGCAAUGUUCCAGAACACCGAUUCGGGGGUUAAUAACACCUUGAAAGAGACCCACAAACCUUUGAAAAUUAUGAUUGAGGAAUACGCUCAAAACGUUACGCUGAACCUAAUGACCAGCGACUAUUUUAGCACAACGAUCGAACGGCCUGUUAGUCGUGAAGAACGGGUGACGGUCUACACCUAUGAACAAAAGAACCUCUUGAUCGCCUACGGUGCCGCUACAAUCUGCACCUUGCUCACAAUCUCUAUGGGCGCAUACGCCUUCAGGUCGAACGGCAUAAGCUACAACUCAAUGGUCUCGACCAUCAUCUGCACCACGCAGAAUCCUGAUAUCAGAGAAGUGGUCGGUGACCGCACACUCGGCUGCCAGCCUUUAGCAGAAGAUAUAGCGCAGACGAAGCUUCGAUUUGGUAUUGUUCAGAAGCGGAGUUAUUCCCAUGACGGUUUCGAUGAGAGUCAUAUCGGGUUUGGUGUUGAAGGGACAGUUAGCCCAUUGCGAGCUCCGAGAAAGAUAAGUGAGCAAAAGUUGGAAAUCCAUUAACAGAGUUUUAGUAGCCGUCACGUCGAGGCGCAUAAUAUCACAUGUGCAAAAUGAUAUAUUCAGU